AUGGAGGCCGAAAUCCCCACCCUUCCCGCUCCCGUCGCCAAUAACUCUGAGCCUGGCACUCUUAAGAGAAAGCGACAACCUCGUGCCCCGGUCGCGUGUGGGACAUGCAGGGCCCGUAAAGUCAAGUGUGAUGGGAGCUCGCCGUGUUCGAAUUGUGUCCGACAUGAGUUUUCAUGCUCGUAUAAGGAGAAACCGGAAGAAGUUAAGAGAAUGGUUGACCCGACAGGCCGUAUCCAACAACGCCGUCAAAGUCAACCGAUACUGCCGGAACAACUUCACCCAUCCCCGGUUAGUCUAGAUGAGCCGCUGAAGGUGGAGAGCGCGAACCCGCAGAUCAUGCCGGAGCCUAUGCCAGAGCGCGAGAGGGCAUCGUCAAUUUCAUCAGAGCAGGAGGUAGAUGGGCUGGGGCAAGUAAAUGAUCACACCGAAGGAGCCGAGUUCUACGGACCAACCGGAACAUUCUAUUUCCUUGCCAGACUGCGCUUGAGGGCGAAUACGAGCACCCAAAAGCAACCGCAUGUCGGUCCAACGGACACCAAAAACUCACCAGGAAAGAGUUUGAACCAGACCUCUGUCGUUAACCUUCUUCAUAGCUCAGACUACUCAACAUCGCCAGACAACCGUCACGGCCAUACUCCAGGAAAGGGAACACCGUCAAACAGUACAAGACGUGACUCGAUUCAGUACGGAAAUGGGAAAACCCUUAGCGCGGCAGAUGUGUCUUUCGCGUCAGAAGUCGAGCGAGAAUGUGUUCGGCUUUACUUCCAGAAUUUACACAAUAUCCACCCGAUCCUAGAGCAGUCGACUUUUGUGAGGCGUUGUGAAGAUGAGGUCUGGCAAAAAAAGACUGGAUUUGAAGAGCCCUUUCAACAGCGGCGGGGAGCCAGGUUUCUCUCACUGUUCAACUCUGUUCUUGCUAUUGGGGCUAUCACUGCGGGAGAGACAUCAUUACUCAUGGAGGAUCACACCCUGCAGUUUCUGGAUCGGACAGAGCAGCCAGGGGAGAACGAGACCACGUACCCACCAAUCCGGCUGGCUAGACGGUACUUUGAGAAGGUAAAGCUCUAUCUGGAGGACAUUUGCGAGUCAAGUUCACUUGAAACGGCGCAGACACUCUUCCUCAUGUCGGUGUUCUGCCAGAAUGCCCUCAAGCCUCAUAGUUGCUACAUGUACAGCGGAAUGGCUAUUCGAACUGCAUCCGCUAUGGGUAUCCCCACGAAUAUCCGGUCUGAGACAAGUCAAGAAAGUUUACUUUGGUGGUCGUUAUAUUCUCAUGAGAUCGAAAUGUGCUUCUCUGCCGGUCGACAGUCAGGUCUGAGAGGACCAGGCUCCUACUCAAUCCCAUUCCCAAAAACUGCUGGGUUCGUCAGCUCAUCAUCGUGCCUUAUCAACCCCAUGGUCGAUCUUGCCAAGAUUCUCAUGUGGAUGACGGACAACCUCAGCCUCCAUAAUAGCCACACAUCUUUGCAGCGACUCUCUCAGACAGCGCUGAAUCUAGAUCGAGAGCUCGACGAUUGGAAAUCAGGCCUCCCGAGAGAACUCCGAUUUGAUACAUCGUCCUUGGAAGAUAGCGAGUUCGCCAUGAAACAAAAGACUGUGCUUAAACUUCGCUUCUUAAAUGCUAGAAUCCUACUCCACCGCCAAUUCCUGAUCCUCAAAACUCCAGAAUCAGAUCGCAAGACGUUAUCUCGUCAUGUGUCAUCCUGUGUUAAGGCUGCGACUGAAACGAUUAGAUUCAUGCAUACUAGCUACCUUCACCGGCCUUACUUCAGAACAUGGUGGUAUAAUUGCAUGUAUCUACUUGAUGCCUGCAUGGUGUUGCUUCAUGUCCUUAUCUCAAACAUAUCCCCCUUCCCAGCCGAAGAAGUCAUUGAGAACCUGGAGAUGAGCAUCGAGAUAUUCAAAGCGAUGAAAAUGCUUGCAGUGGCACGCAGAUGUGCCGAAAUAGUUACAGAGCUGCUUCACGUCGCAGCAAAACCCGAGAAUCCCGGAAUCCAAAAACAGACAGCUGUCAACUUGCCAGCCGAGGCUGAGUCGAUGAUCAAGCUUCAAGAUGAAGCUCAGCCUAUGCAAGCGGCACCCCUUUUUAUCACCGAAGAUAUGAACGUCCACCGCGGACCGAACGAGCUCGGCGAAAAUCUUAUCCCUGGCGACUUCGAUGCUAAUCUGGUUGAUCCGAACGUGGUGUGGAACUUUUUGAAUUUUGAGCAUUGGAAUGCGUGGUCUGACGCGGCGUUCCGUUAA
Molecule: messenger RNA, 2244 nt
Organism: Colletotrichum truncatum
Lineage: Eukaryota; Fungi; Ascomycota; Sordariomycetes; Glomerellales; Glomerellaceae
Source: RefSeq, a predicted model, not a curated record